Nanorana parkeri is the source of this 3256-nucleotide messenger RNA. It is a transcript of the gene KLHDC7A, whose product is annotated as kelch domain containing 7A. NCBI's taxonomy places the organism in Eukaryota, Metazoa, Chordata, Amphibia, Anura, Dicroglossidae. The transcript has a single exon. The record is from RefSeq and is a predicted model, not a curated record. Bases 202 to 2808 code for a protein of 868 amino acids. Gene Ontology annotation, molecular function: protein binding.
UGCAGAGCAGAUGGCGGAGGGCUACGGAGCAAGCAGCCAGUAUUUCUGGAUUCUGGGCUGCCUGCACUCACCUUGCCACUGACCGCGCCGUGGCACAGAAACUACGGCAGGCGUCUCCAGAGCAGACCCAACUGGUUUUCAACAAGGCAGAAUAAUUACAUGGAUUCCUGACAUUCUUCAACCCUCACUUGAUAUAGAAUAAUGAUUAACACAGUGUGGGAGAGCAGAGCCUGGCAGUUGGACAUGCAGCUGAUAGGUAAAGUUGUUCUGUCGGCAGCUGCCUUAUUUUUUUUGGGUCUGGCUUAUAGAUUCUAUAAGUUCCGAGCACUCGAGGGAUCUGAAGAGUCAGACAUCAAUGGCCCUGGUCUCAGAAGCGCAGAGGGCGAUGUCCUGGAUAGCCCCCAGCGAGAUUACGCAGAUGAUGAAAGCAGUACUCUGAGAUUCAGACGUGUAAACAGUAACCUGCAGAAUGGCUUAGUCACAGAUCCUGGAAGAAAGGACUUUGCCGAUUCUUCGUUCGGUACACAUAAAGUUCAUGUCGCAGCUCAGGAGGGAUUUGAAACGGCUGAUGUUAUCUGUAAAGACCAAAAUGAUUAUUGCAGAGAAGUUACAGAGGAGUUGCGCAACAGCUCUGAUCCCCUGCAAAGCCAUCGUCAUCAUGGAGAUGACACGACCUGUCAAAAGGACGAGUGCGAUGGGGUGGAAACUGACAACAAAACCCAAAGCGAGCACUGCAGAGAGGAUCCAGAAGGCAGGGAAAUGUUGGAAAAGUCGGAGUUGGUGAACGACUACCCAGAAAUGGUCUACAAAAACAUGACAGCACAAAGCUCUAUUGAGUUAUCCGUAAGUCACCAAAAUAAGGCAAAGCAAGAACUGCACAGGUUCUCUUCCACGGCUGAGGUCCAGAUGCAGGAGAGCAUGAUCGCAGAAGAUGGAAAAGUUCUUCAGACACUGGUACCGGGGGGCCUUAGAAGGAAAAUUUAUGACUAUCGCAUUGAGUCUACAUCCCAAUCGGCAGUUAACACAUUGGACAUUGGAGAUGUCUCUCCGCAGUCCCCACUUUCUAUUAUAACAUCACAUCUACCGACAUCAGAGGAAGAAAAGGAGACACCUAAAAGUCUCAAAGACCUUGUGGAGACCACAGAAGAUUCAAGCAAAGGUGACAACUUGACUCAAGUAACCAUAUUACCAAAACAGCACGUUGCCAGUGACAGUAAUACAGCAGAUGGUGCGGACGCUCAGCAGACCAGAUCCAGUUCUAAUUUCUCUAUCACAUCUCAGUCAGUUACUGAGGAAGGAACCUCAGAAGCUGAGAUCUAUGCUCCACAGCCAGAGCUCACCUACAUAAAAAGAGAUCUACAGACACUGGAGGAACGUGAAGCAAUGCUGCCAAGUGGGGAAAACACAGCAGACCAUUUAAGCAAUAAGUCACCAGAUCAAAAUCGAUUGCAGGAGCAAGACUUCUCUGGUGACAUUAAUAAAAAGCAACAAGAAGGAAGUCAGGUAACCAACACUGGUGGCGCUGCUUCUGCCAAUCUAGCAACAUUAUCAUCCAACAUAGUAGACCAGAACAUUGGUGCAGCUCUAGGUAAACAAAGAGGUCCUGGUGCUGAGGAAGGGGCUUCUGAAGCAGAGCUCACUCACAUAAAAACAGAGGAGGAACAUGUACCAACACCAACAAGUGUGGAAAACACAGGCCCUGGUACCUACCAUGUUUCUUUGACCUCCGAGUCAUCUGUAUCCGAUAUACACAUUGAUUUGGGGAACUGUUAUGAGGUCCUCUGUAUGGCCAAGAAACACAACCUCGAAACCCUUAAAACAGCUGCCUACCAAAUAAUGAGCAACGACUACCUACAAGUGCUGCAGAAUCCCUCCAUCUAUGGACGUCUUAAUGCUGCUGAGAGAGAUUUAAUUCUCGAAGGCAGGAUGAAAGGUAGGCGGCAUGUAGUUGUGGCUGACAUUGAUACUCAAGCCACAUCUGCAGCCCAAAAUGAGAGCCGUCUUAGUUAUUAUGACCGUGACAAUGAUGUGUGGCAUCCUUUAUCUCAAAUCCCAGCUGAAGCUGUCAGCAGAGGCAGCUCAAUGGCAACUAUGUUUAAUUAUCUUUUUGUUGUCCUUGGAUGUGACGGUCCCGGGAGGCAAAUGAAGCCUUCCAGACACGUCCUGUGCUACAACCCUCUAACAGACAGCUGGAAGGAAAUCAGCCCUCUCAAAGAAGCCAGGCCUCACUGCAAACUUGUGGCACUCAAUGGUUUUUUAUAUGCUAUUGGGGGCGAGUGCCUUCACACAGUGGAGAGGUAUGACCCGCGCCAAAACCGGUGGGCUUACAUCGCCCCUCUCCCAAACGACACCUUUGCUGUCGCACACAUGGCAACUGCCUAUGAUGAUGAGAUUUUUGUGACUGGUGGAACUUUCCGUUAUAUGCUACUGAGGUAUCGUGAACGCGAGGAGGUCUGGAAGAGCACCGUUGUCAGCGGCAGCAAAGACCGCACAACAGAGAUGGUGGCAUCCAACAAUUUUCUAUAUCGGUUUGACUUGAACCGUAGCAUGGGCAUCAGCGUCCACCGCUGUAACAUCAGAGCCAGGAUUUGGUAUGAAUGUGCCACGCUUGCAAUGCCUUACCCAGCACCCUUCCAGUGUGCAGUCGUAGGCAGCAACAUUCACUGCAUCAGCAGAAACUUUCACAUGCGUUUCCUGGAUGAAGACGUAUCGCCCAAAUUCAUAGAUACAAAUCUCCAGACUGUGCCGUCGCCAAAAGGCGUUCUCUACCCCUUCGUCCUUGUUCUGCCAGCGAAGGGCGCGCACUGAGCAAGUUCACGCGGUCACGGUCAAAAUCUGUUUAUCCUUUUGUGUUUAGCGGAAAUCCGAGGUGCAGCAAACAAGUCAAUCGAAGCUAAUUAACAGUCUGAUCCUGACAUAGGCUAAUUCCACGUACAGGACAUAAAACCCAGAGAAUGUAAAUUAUUCACGCAGUCUUUAAUGGCAGUCCUCCUGACAAAUGCACAGUUAUAAACGGCAGCAUUGAACCGGCUCAGCACACGGCAUUAAAGUUUUGUGGGGGGGUUUUUUUCCCUUCAAGAUGGAAACUUUUUUCUAAAAUGUACAUUCCACAUCCAUAAAGGAACUAUAAAUCCAGAACCCUAGCAGGUAAAACGCAGAAUCCAAAAGUAAUUGCUUUGCAUUACGCUGCUAUCUCACGGCUAUGAUUGUUAAGUAUGUGACUUUAUAUUUUUGGGGGAAGAAUGUUUUAUUUCAU